Molecule: messenger RNA, 1584 nt
Organism: Medioppia subpectinata
Lineage: Eukaryota; Metazoa; Arthropoda; Arachnida; Sarcoptiformes; Oppiidae
Source: the annotation of a GenBank genome assembly
AUGCAAAAGCACUUUAAAUAUUUCCUUUUGGCGGUGAUUGCGAUUCUGUUCACUAUAACAGUUGUGAGCGGUCGACGGGAAUGCAUAGUCCGUAAGGUUCCCAAUGCGGACACAAUGUGUGUUUGUAACGCCACGUAUUGCGAUGACUUCCCGCCCCUCCGACCGGCCAAACAGGGCUUCGCAACCGUUUAUGAGAGCAAUAAAGUCGGCGACAGGUUUAAGGAAACGGAACUCAAGUUCGGCUCAACCACUUCGAGCGCCGUAUCGGACGGACAACGGGUGACCGUAACGAUAGACGCGACCAAAAAGUAUCAGUCAAUCUACGGCUUCGGCGCCGCUUUCACCGACAGUACGGGACAGAUGUUGGCGUCGGUGGACGAGUCGUUGGCCAACCAAUUGAUUGACAGCUACUUCUCGGAGAACGGUAUCGAGUAUUCGGUGGCGAGAGUGCCGAUGGCCGGCACAGACUUCUCCGAUCGGCCCUAUAGUUACGACGACUUCGACGAAGAUCUGGAGCUCAAACACUUCGCCCUUCAGAGGGAAGACACCGAUUGGAAGAUCCCAUACAUUAAGCGAGCGCUGAAAGUGAGUCCACACAAAGUGAAACUCUUCGGCAGUCCGUGGAGUCCUCCCGCGUGGAUGAAAACCAAUCACAAGUUUGAGGGCAACGGUUAUCUGAGGGGUGAUGUCGGCGGACCCUACUAUCAAUCGUUUGCCAACUAUUUUGUCAAAUUCUUAGAGGCGUACAAAUCUCAUGGCAUUGAGUUCUGGGGCUUAACCGUCGAGAACGAGCCAAAUGAGGGCCAAAACAACAAGAACUACAACUGCCUGAACCUCACGGGUCCGACGGAACGGGAUUUCGUGAAACUCAAUUUGGGACCCACUCUGGCGAAGGCCGGUUACGGCACAGACAAAGUGGCACUCAUGGUAUACGACGACAACUUGGGUGAACUCAAACACUUUGUCACUCCCAUACUGGAGGACAGGGAGGCCAUGAAGUAUGUGUCGGGCAUCGCGUUUCACUGGUACGGCAACGGACUGAUGGACGUGUGGCCCGACUCGCUGUUGGACGAGUUUCACGAAAAGUACCCUGAUACUUUUAUCCUCAACACCGAGGCCUGUCAUUUGAGUGACUCCGAGCCGAGUGGCGUACGUCUGGGCAAUUGGGAGUACGCGGAACACUACGCCUACGAUAUCAUAAGAGAUCUGAAUAAACACAUGAGGGGUUGGGUCGAGUGGAAUAUGGCGCUGGACAUGAAAGCGGGACCAAGGUGGAAUGAAAAACAGGGCUACGGUGGCUGCGUUAACAUCGACCCGGCUGUUGGCGAGGCCUACAAACAGCCCUCGUUCUACGCGAUCGGACACUUUAGCAAAUUUAUUGCACCCGAUUCUGUGCGCGUCCACAACACCGCCGACCAAACGUUCAAAAAUUUUUCAGUGCUUACCGUUCAGCGGCCCGACAAUCGGCUCGUUUUGGUCGCACUCAACGCCCGGUCCGGCGAUAUUGAGCUCAAUAUUGUGGACUCGACCCGCAGUUUGUCUCAUAAAAUACCCGCACAUUCCGUUCAAUCGUAUAUUUGGUGA